AGAGGGCCCCACCCCCAAACUAAGAGCCACUGCUCCAGUGUAACAUCAAGAACAUCGAUCUCCAAAGAAGCACAUCAAAGCACCAGUAGAACAAUCAUCCCUGAGAGUACGGACCCCGACCCGGGCGCCUCGAGCUGCAGUGACCGGACUAGUAAAGAUCACCGUGAUCUUCUGAUGAGCUUUAAUCACCGUUAAUUAAGCUCAUUAAUCAGAGUGAUGAGCGCGAGCUGCGAGAGAUGGUCUGAGCGCGCGCUGAAGUGGAGGGGAGAGGUGCGAGUCAAAGCUCCUCCCCGCUGAUUGCUCGGAGCGAUUCGGUCGCAUUGUUUGAGAGCAGCGGAUCAAACGCCCCACACGGAGACCCUCCUUUUCUCAUGGUAAUAAAGUGUCUGCCUCUCAUUCACACGCGAGUUUCUGUAAUGCAAAGAAGUCGAGCGCGCACGGAGACUCCACAUCGCCGAGAGAGCUUACGAGCGAGGAGCGCGCGGUCUUGGAGAGACACUCCGGAAAGGCGGACGCGGGCAGCUGCCGAGUGAGAUUGACGCGGUUUGGCCGAGGGUUUUGACCAUGCUCGCGUCUGCACGGUGCGCGGUCGCGCUGGGGCUGCUGUGCGCCGCGCUCUCCGCGGGCGCGUCGCUGUGUCCCGCCGGCUGCGAGUGCUCGGAAGCCGCGCUCACCGUCAAAUGCGUCUCCAAAGAUCUGCGGGACGUACCGAGCGGCAUCCCGAGCUACACCAGAAACCUCUUCAUCACCGGAAACCACAUCGGCCAGAUCGGACCCGAGUCUUUCCAGGGACUGGAGAACGUGACCAAUUUGUCGCUGUCUAACAACAGGAUCUCUGAGGUGAAGUCUCGCACGUUUUCCAGCCUGCGGAGCCUCAGAUCGCUGGACCUCAGCAACAACCAGCUGGCUGUCAUCCAUCCUGAGGCCUUCACCGUCCAGAGCCGUAUGCUGAGGGAGCUCAACCUCAGUCGGGCUCUUUAUAACCACUCGUCCGUCAUUUUUUUAGCCACCUCUCUUCGGUGGAGCAGCCUGGAAGACCUGCUGGGACUGGACCUGUCCAGUAACGGCCUUGUCUACUUGCCCCCGGGUAUAUUUUGCCAUCUCGUCGGCCUGCGGCGCCUUCACCUUGGCAACAACUCCAUAGUGUCCAUCCAUAACGGGACGUUCACGGGACUGGAUCACCUCCAGGAGCUCGACCUGACCCACAACGCCCUCAGGACCCUGCGUGAGGAGGCUUUCAAAGAGCUUGAGCAGAUGCGUUUGGUGCGGCUCCACCUGGCGGAGAAUCCUUACACCUGCACGUGCGACAUCGAGCCGUUCGCCGCCUGGGUCAAUGCCUCCCGGGCGCGAGUGUUGGAUGUCGAGCGCCUCACUUGCGCCUUUCCAGUGGCCUUGCAGAACACGUCGCUGCUGACGGUGGGCGAACUGGAGCUGGGUUGCCAUAAGGCGGGAGAAAGUGACAAUAUCGCACUGCAGACCUCCUACGUGUUCCUGGGUCUCGUGCUGGGAUUUGUCGGUCUCAUGUUUCUCUUUGUGCUCUACCUGAACCGAAAAGGUAUUAAGAAGCGUAUCUAUGACAUGCGCGACGCAUGCCGGGAAGUCUGGGAAGGGUACCACUACCGAUACGAGAUCGACUCCGAUCCCAGAUUGUCGCAAGUCUCUACAACGGCUGAUGUGUGAGCUCACCCGUGAACUGAGCUCCUUGUAUGGACUAGUUUUCUAUCGCAUUUAUAUUUGGGAAAACGUGCAUUUGUGUGACGAACGGCGUUGGGGGUUACGUAAUCCGAUAACUUUUUAAAGUAACUAAAGUAAUGCAUAAUUUACAGUGAAAUAUCUGAGUUGCUUUUUCAACUAAGUAAUGCCAGUUACUUCGUUUGACAGCUCCUCUGUCCGUAAGUUAAGAGAAAAAUUGGGAGUCCGGGGCUUACUGGUGUCCUCAACGUUGCCCAAAAUGUCCCUUUUGGGCUUUAAGGCGCGAAACAAAUAAGCACGCCCAGCAAAGUAACACUAUGGAUUACUUCCCAUAAAAGGGAACUAAGUAAUUCAGUUAGUUACUUUUUUGUGGAGUAAUGCGAUACGGUCUUGCAUUACUUUUAAAAGUCUUAAACGUGUAGAUAUAAGUAGGCACAUUUCUUGUGAAAAGCAUGUACUGCCUGUCUCAUUGAAGCCUUUAUAACAAGCACACCUCCCCCUCAAGUCUGCACAGAAUUGGCCCCGAGAUGCAUUUGCUUCUCACUCAUCAUGGGAUGUUUGAGGAUUAGCCCAAUAAAGGGGCAGAAGCCAUAAAGUAACUCUGACCACCACCAACAAACCCCUCACUACUCUCCAUUGUCCCGUACUGGAAUAUUGCCCACCUUUCUGGUGCUCAAGUGCCUUGUUCUUUGGAUUUAAGAGGCUGGACAGCUUCAAAAGGGGACAAAAAUAUAUAUAUAUAUAUAUAUAUAUAUAUAUAUAUAUAUAUACACACACAUGUAAUAUGCGGUUGUGAAGUUUUGAAAACUGUUUUAUUGCAUGCUCCUGCAACCCUGUUUUUAUGGAAGCGAAUGCAGUUUUUGCGCCGGACCCCGAGCGACCGUAUUAGCAGCCUUCUGUGGUCCUUUCUGUCCCUCUAUCCACAGGGAGUCUGCGAAGAAUGUGCCGGAUUUUCUCUCCAAAAGCAUUCCAGCAGGAGGAUAACCUCCUCUAAGCUCUAGAAGGAGGAUCUUUUGAAGAAAGAGACCCAGUUUGCAGAAAUCUCCGGCUGCUCAAAAGAGACGUUUUGCUUUGUUUUUAUUCCACUCAUUUUUAUUGUCAGAAUGAUGAGAACCAGCCCUUACGAGGGCCGCUGAGCGAAACCCCUCCUCCGUCAAGCCUGCUCGCUCUUUGAAGACUCAGUCUGGCUCAGUUCCUCAUAUGUUCCCCAGCUUUUUCUGUUUAAGGGACUUUACGGUGAUAAGAUACAGAUGAAGCCGGGGCUGAACGGUCCCCUGCUCUGAGUUUCUGAGUACUGUUUCCAAAUGUGCAAGACUGAAAAGAAAUAUGCUUGAUGUGUUGUGCCAAUGUGCUGGACUUCACUUAACUGUCUGGAUAACAUGAUUUUAUGCAGCAUAUGUUCGUCAAAAGAUAGUUAGUUAAUAGUCAAAGACUAUUUGGUCUUUGAGUGAAUCUCACAAAGACUGUCAGGAAUUUUCUUGUGUAAAUGAAUUUCUAUUUCAACUUUUCAAGAAGAAAAAAAUAAAUAUUUUGCAUAAACCAAAAGGCUGUUUUUUCUUACUUUUUGCAUUGUGACUAUUUUAAUGGCACAGUGCAUUUAAUGUGAA
Molecule: messenger RNA, 3299 nt
Organism: Puntigrus tetrazona (Sumatra barb)
Lineage: Eukaryota; Metazoa; Chordata; Actinopteri; Cypriniformes; Cyprinidae
Gene: tpbg1b
Product: trophoblast glycoprotein a
Exons: 2
Coding region: 565-1680 (371 amino acids)
Biological process (GO): negative regulation of canonical Wnt signaling pathway
Cellular component (GO): plasma membrane
Molecular function (GO): protein binding
Source: RefSeq, a predicted model, not a curated record